UUGCGCUUUUUCUGGAUGACGUCAUAUACUUUUCCACCAACGAAAGCUUGUAGUUUCCAUGCUCCUAGACAUACAGGUAGAAUUGGCAUUACACGUUAUAGGGAAGGUACUGAGGUCAGUAGUCGUUUAGAGGGAUUGUUUGAAAAGGCCUGCUUUUGUAUGAGUCAGAAAACAGAGAAACCAACGCUAUCAGGUCAACGUAUUAAGACCCGUAAAAGAGAUGAAAAGGAGAAAUACGAUCCUACUGGUUUUAGAGAUGCCAUUAUUCAGGGUCUUAAUGAAAGUGGGUCUGACUUAGAAUUAGUGUCAAAAUUCUUAGACACUGCAGGGUCCAAAUUAGAUUAUCGUCGUUACGGAGAAACUUUAUUUGAUAUUCUUCUUGCUGGUGGAAUAUUAGCACCAGGAGGUACUCUAGCAUUAGAUGUGGAUCCUCAAAAAACCUCACGAACUGAUGUAUGCAUAUUUUCGGCUGCAAAUGAUUUGGAUACCUUGAAAAAUUUUGCUCAGGUGAUUACAAAAGUUAUUAGGCGUUAUAAGUAUUUGGAGAAGACUUUAGAAGAUGAAUUUAAAAAGGUGCUAGUAUUUUUAAAAGGUUUUUCACCAGUAGAGCGAGAAAAAUUAGGAAAAGUGACUGCAAUACUUCUUGCAGGUGGCCAGAUACCACCGACUGUGCUUCCCAAAGUGCUGCAAGAUCAUCUGGUUAAAGAUGGAAUUGCUCUAGAAUUCAUUGUGGAAGUUUUUAAAACAUGGCUUGGAGAAAAAGAUAGUGCUACUGUUUGGGCAUCCCUUAGAAAAGCUGGAUUAGAUUCUCGGUUAAUGGACUUUUUCCCUGUGAGUAAACGAAGCACUGAGAAUUUGAACAGCACUUUCAAAUCCAAUGGCUUAAAUCAAUUGUUAGAAUACUUGAAAGCUCAGGAGAACCAGAAUGUGAAAAAGGAACUUCAGCAGCAUGUUGGACAGUUAUUGAAGGAUGGUGCACAAGUGAAAGAAAUAAUUCCUGUUGUUAGAGAACAGAUGAAAAAAUACUCCUUACCUGAACCAGAAGUUGCUGUUUUAUUAUGGACAUCUUUAAUGACUAUGAUGGAAUGGAACAAAAAAGAAGAGAUGGUACCUGAACAAGCUGUGAAACAUUUGCGGCAGUACACUUCAUUGUUAUCAGCUUUCACUCGUAAUGCUAAAGCAGAACUUGCUCUUCUUGUUAGAGUGCAAGAAUAUUGUUAUGAUAAUAUGAACUUCAUGAAAGUGUUUGAGAAAUUUGUUGUCCUGUUUUAUAAAACUGAAGUUUUAAGUGAAGAUGUGAUACUGAAGUGGUAUAAAGAGGCUCAUUCUCCAAAAGGAAAAAGUAUAUUUUUAGAUCAGACACGAACAUUUGUAGAGUGGCUUCAGAAUGCUGAAGAAGAAUCUGGUGGAGAAGAUUAAGAAUCUUUAAUUUCAUGAGAGCAAUAUUACUGUGGACUCUUGCUCUUUAUUCUGAAGUCUAAUCAUGGAUACGUUUAUUAAGACUUCAAGCCAACUGUUAUGUUACUACUUUUAUUGAUGAAAUCACCCUGUUGGCACCUUCUCAUCAUUUUAAUGGAAAAAGAAAACAUUUUAUGAAGAGAAAAAUAUUUUUGUAUGAGUGAUCUUGACAUUAAAUACUCAUAACGUUUUCAACAUUUAAGGAACUAGGUCUAGGUGUAAUUUACAUUUACUGCAUUUACAAGGAAAUGAAAUACUCUUAUUUAUUGCUACAUUUACAAAAAUAUAAUGAAGAAAAAUCAGCCAUGAUGAUACACUACUACAUUUGAUUUAAAUUAUAUGAUUUUCUGUGAUGUAUUAUUCUUUCUUAAAUCAAAAAUGCUUGUUUCUGAGGAAGGUGGCCUUUUGCCAUAUUUUUUAUUAACUUUAGAUAUGUGAACAAAAGUUUUAAAUUGUGGAAUGAUAAAGGCACUUUUGUACUAGCCUAGAUAUAAACUUUGUGAUAUACUCUUAAAAUUAUUUCUGUGAGAUACCUUUUUAUUGACUGUGUGGUUUACUAUUUUUAUCUAUGACUUAUUCAUUUUUAAAAAUACUGUUUAGACUGCAGAAUAUUCAUUACUGCGAAAUAAUGUAAAACAAAUCUAUUUUAAUAUAUAAAUUGACAUGUUAUAUCUCCAUGUACUGAAAUUAUACUGGCAAACAUUUUAGUGUAGUUGGCUAAUCUACUUAAGAAAAUAUUAUAAAGAAUUUAUUUUGUAUAAUUUGUUAGAACUGAAAUUUGUAAGAAUACAAAAGUUGAAAAUAUUUCAUAAAUCAAAUUUUUGCCCGUAUUUUUUCUUCCUCUCUGAAAUAAAGUAAAAAUAUACUAAUAUAUGUGAAAAUUCAGAAUGUCUCAAUUAUGCUUAUGUAACGAAUUUCCAUAAUACAUGUGUUACAUUUUCUAUAUGAAUUUCUUUAAAGCCAGUAAUAUAAUUUGAUAUAUUGAUGUUUUCAAUGAUAUAAAGUCUGCAUUAUAUUUUUACAUUAAUUUAUAUUAGGAAUGCAAUAUUAUGAAGAUCUGUUAGGUAGUUUUUAAGUCUCUUUCAAAUGUGAAUCUCAUUUUCUCUUUUCAAUGAUUCUUUUACAAAAUAUUAUGUGUUAAGAAUGAGAAGUUAUAAAACAAACACUACGUGUGAUUUGAAAUGAUUGACAAACACAAAAUUUGUUUCUGUAGUAACUGACUGAUGUUUUAUUGUUGAUGUAAGUGUGAGUUGCUUAGAAUUGUGUUAAUAAAGGUCUUGAUGUUA
This is a messenger RNA of Stegodyphus dumicola, 2744 nucleotides long. Its product is annotated as eIF5-mimic protein 2-like. Gene Ontology annotation, cellular component: membrane; cytoplasm. The record is from RefSeq and is a predicted model, not a curated record. NCBI's taxonomy places the organism in Eukaryota, Metazoa, Arthropoda, Arachnida, Araneae, Eresidae. Gene Ontology annotation, molecular function: protein binding.